UUUCCAAGGUUCAAUGUUUAAUGUUCUCAUAAACAUCGCAAACGAAGCACCAGGCACUAACUUUAAGACAAACGCGACGAACAUAUUGCCAUCAACUCUUGGACAUAUUCUUCGAAUAUUCAUAACCAAGUCAGAAAGAAAAGAAAAAGGAUAAAAGAGAAAGAACAAGAGCGCAAGGAAGAAAAAAAAUAGAGCAAUACAAGACAAAGACGUUACGCGAAUCCCACUCAUUAGUCGCAAUAAUGUCAACACCCGAAGAUCACGAGCUUAUGGACAAGAUCAGCAGACUAGCUGGAAAAAUCAAUCGCCACAAGGCCCAACAAGAUGGCUCGAGCCUAGAUCUAAACCCUUCUUAUCGAGCAUCUUAUCACCGUGUUACACCGUACCCCCCUCGCGGAAGCUAUCGUGGUCGACGUGGCAGAGGAGCUCUUCCAACCUAUCGCAACAAGACUCUUGUUCUGAAUGGACAAUACAAACCUGCAACUGAUACAGGCGAAAGCACCGACGAGACUUCUAAUCCGACUACCCCCUCAUGGAUUACCAAAACCGAUCGCCACAUGCAGCUGAUCAACAGUUCUGUAUACGAGAAGGAAACACAGCAACGCGCCAAUGCCAUGGAGCAAACCCUUCGUCAGAAACAGGCGCAAAAAAACACCCACGAGAAAGCUGUGUUUAUGAAUAGCAUGCUUCAAAGUGGUGUUAUUGCCACCCCAUCAAAUUCUAACUUGCCUAGUUCCGCUUCCCAAUACGAGAUCACCGUGGAUGGCAUCCGCUUUCACGUCGUGCAACACGGCAGCAAGCUUGUCAAGGCACCCAACGACGUGAACCCUCCUUCGGCCACCCCCAAGGUUACCCUAAUCGGCGGCGUCAAAUUUCAUCGUACCAAGCACGGCAACCUUGUGAGACACGGGAUUGUGAAAGCGCAGCGUUUCGCUGGUGGAGUCAAGAAGGUCAACGAGCAGUGCAAGACCUUUUCAUGGACCGGUUCAUGCCCGAAAGGGCCCCGAUGCCGAUACAUGCACGACGCUACCAAGACGGCAAUUUGCCGGGAUUACCUCCUAAAGGGUAAAUGUCUGCAAGGUGACGAUUGUGAUCUCUCACAUGACGUUUCAGAGGAGCGAACACCUCUCUGCGUACACUUCGCUAAGGGGAAUUGCCACAACUCAACUUGCUCGUAUGUUCACGCCGAGCACUCGCCAGCGGACCCAGUAUGUCGAUCCUUUGGGAUCUAUGGAUACUGCGAGAAGGGAGCGCAAUGUCCCGAUCGCCACGUAUUCGAGUGCCCCGACUUUAGCAACACCGGUGUCUGUAAUGUCUUGGGUUGCAAGCGGCCGCACAUUGAAAGGGCAAGUGUCCUUCGCAAGGCGGGCAAUCGCGUAUCGGCAGCCGAGGACAUGGAAUUUGUGUCGAGCGAUGACGAAGACGCUGCAGCAGACAGUGACGACAUAGAUUCGGACGAAGUCGAAGAGUUUGUCAAGAAAGAUGAUGAUGACGACCUUGACUUUGUGCAGCAGAAGGAUUACAUCGGGUUCUAACGAAUCCCAUCGGAUUGCUUUUAGUUACUGAUUAUUUAGGAACGCAAGAAGACGUGGCUCGCCAUGGACGAUAUGCAUCGUAUCCGGGGAAUUUCCAAAAUACCCCCUUUAACUUGGUCUAUGACCGAUUUGGCUAGUAUCUGAACGGCACAUGCCAUGGCUGUCGAUGGCAUUCGAAGGUUGCCUUAUUCUCGUACAAUGGUCUGUGAUACCCCAUUCCGACGCAUUUCAUUUGAGACAGUUUGGUAAAGAGGAGUUGAUAGCUCCGAGGGAGGAAAGAAAAAAAAGAAGAAAAAUUGCCUGGGUACCUAGGUAUCUAGUAGAUAAUCACAAUAGAGAAGAAUUGUGCUUUGCACCUAUACAUACUUA
This is a messenger RNA of Hypoxylon fragiforme, 1904 nucleotides long. RefSeq lists its product as uncharacterized. The coding region runs from base 243 to 1535 and encodes 430 amino acids. NCBI's taxonomy places the organism in Eukaryota, Fungi, Ascomycota, Sordariomycetes, Xylariales, Hypoxylaceae. Gene Ontology annotation, molecular function: metal ion binding. The transcript is spliced from 8 exons. The record is from RefSeq and is a predicted model, not a curated record. Gene Ontology annotation, cellular component: nucleus.